Molecule: messenger RNA, 4488 nt
Organism: Kuraishia capsulata CBS 1993
Lineage: Eukaryota; Fungi; Ascomycota; Pichiomycetes; Pichiales; Pichiaceae
Exons: 1
Coding region: 1-4488 (1495 amino acids)
Biological process (GO): transmembrane transport
Cellular component (GO): membrane
Molecular function (GO): ABC-type transporter activity; ATP binding; ATP hydrolysis activity
Source: RefSeq, a predicted model, not a curated record
AUGAUGGCAUCCCAUGAUAGCUUACAUGGCAGUAUGAUAUCUCAUCAGAGCUUACAUGGCAGUAUGAUAUCUCGUCAGAGCCAAGAUGACCAUUAUGAGACUGAGAGGGACGGCGAAGUCGAAUUAGAGAUGGUCAAAACAGUUGAAACCUCGGUUGAAGCAAAUCCGCAUGAUAACGUUUUGACUAGACUUGAAACGUUGUCAAAAGCUUUAUCCCGUAAGACUACACGGUCUACGGGAGGCCCAAUCACUAUCGACCCCAAUGACUUUGAGUUGCAAAAAGUCUUGCAAACGAUUUCCAGAAGGGCAGACCGACAUGGACUGCCCUUGAAAACGUUAGGGGUGGAAAUGCAGGACGUUACUGUCUACGGUCAUGACGAAGUUGCUUCGUUUGCCCCAACCAUUGGAGAAGUGUUAUCUAAGCCUUUCAGAAUUGGCGAAAUUGCGAAGAGCAUCUCGGAUAAAAAGGCAAACCGAGAUUCGGGUUUGAAGAAAGUGAACAGGAACAUAAACGUUGUCUGUGACCCAGGUGAAAUGGUACUGGUGCUUGGGAGGCCUGGCGCAGGCUGUUCUACAAUGCUGAAAACAGUUGCCGGUGAAUUAGAUCAGUAUGUCAAGCACGAAGGCUCAAUCACUUAUGACAACGUUCCACAGGAUGAUGUCAUGAAGAUGUUCAAGAAAGAGAUCAUUUACAACCCUGAGUUGGACGUUCAUUUCCCACAUCUUACGGUUGACCAGACUCUCAAGUUUGCCAUUGCUUGUCGUGCACCCUCGUUUGAUUGGCCUGAUUUUUCGGAAAACAAGUACAUUGAAACCUUCAGAGAUAUUCUGUGUACUGUUUAUGGCCUGACACAUACCAAAAACACUAAAGUUGGUAACGACUAUAUCAGAGGUGUUUCUGGAGGUGAGCGUAAAAGAGUCUCUAUUGCCGAAGUGAUGACCGCAAAACCUGCAGUCUUAUGCUUUGACAACGCAACCAGAGGUUUGGAUGCCUCAACUGCACUCGAGUUUGCCGAGGCUUUGAGAACUUCCACAAAUAUCAUGAAGAUGUCCUCGUUUGUCACAAUUUAUCAGGCCUCGCAGAACAUCUACGAGUUGUUUGACAAGGUGGUAGUUCUUUACUUGGGAAGGCAGGUUUACUAUGGCAGGACUGAAGAUGCAAAGGCAUACUUUGAGAACAUGGGCUACUUGUGUCCGGAAAGGCAGAGUACUGCGGAGUAUCUGACUGCCGUUACCGAUCCUAUUGGCAGAUUUGUGAAACCAGGGUUUGAGGGAAAAGUCCCAAAUACUGCUGAUGAGUUUGAGGCUUAUUGGAGAGCGUCACCAGAGUUUGCUGCUUUACAGCGUGAGAUAACCGACAGAAGAUCUCAAGUCGAUGUUGAGAAAAGUGUUGCUACGUUGAGGGCUGUUCACGAACAAGAGAGAGGCAGAUUUGCCAGAGCUCAAUCUAGAUACACCGUUAGUUAUGCCACUCAGCUCAAACUCUGCACCAUCAGAGGUUGGCAGCGCAUGGUUGGCGACAAGACAUAUGCGGUCACUAAUGUAUGCUCCGGUGUUUUCCAAGCUCUCGUCAUUGGAUCUACUUUCUGGAAAACAUCUGAUGGGACUGGCGGUGCCUUUUCCAGAGGUGGUGUCGUUUUUUUUUCAUUGCUGUACUUCGCGCUCAUGGGUAUGGCAGAAAUUUCAGUCUCAUUUGGAAAACGUCCAAUUCUGUUCAAACAAAAAGGUUACUCUUUCUAUCAUCCCUCUGCUGAGGUCUUCGGCUACAUCUUGAACGAUAUUCCCCUAAAGUUAGUUGCUUCCUUGUUGUUCUCGAUUGUGAUUUAUUUCCUUUCCAACUUGAAGGCUGAUCCUGGUGCUUUUUUCACAUUUGUGUUGUUUCUGAACCUCGGUGCAUUGGCGGAAAGCACCAUGUUCCAGGCAAUUGCUUCUGUUUCUCCUAACGUUCCAGCAGCUAAUGCUAUCUCAGGCAUUUUCCUCUUUGUCACACUGGUCUAUACCUCCUACAUGAUUCAGCAGCCUUCAAUGCAUCCUUGGUUCAAGUGGAUAUCGGCUAUCAAUCCUUUACUUUAUUGUUUUGAAGCAAUGGUUACAACAGAGUUCCAUGGAAGAAAGAUGAACUGUGACAGUUUGGCACCAAGUGGAAGUGGCUAUGAAAACGCGGCUACUGGCACUCAAGCCUGUUCAUUUACAGGCUCUGUCAGUGGUCAGUCUUGGGUUUCCGGGGAUCGGUAUUUGAGUUUGACCUACAAUUAUGAGUUCACACAUGUGUGGAGAAAUUUUGGUAUUGUGAUCGGGUUCAUUAUUUUCUUCCUGGCAAUCAAUUGCGCUGGAGUUGAACUACUCAAACAGAGUAAAGAGACAGGUGAUCAUCUAAUGUUCUUGAGAGGCAAAACCCUAGACGACAUUGUUGUUCAAGAUGGAACUGUCCCUGUUGCUGAUGUCGAGAACCAAGCAGAUGUAUCGUCAGCUGAGCCAGAGAGGGUUAGUGGUUGCCAGGGCGAAAAGGAGGGAGCUUCGAAGGAUUUAGGAAGUGGGGAAAUAUUCAUGUGGCAACAUGUUGAUUACACAAUCCCAUACAAAGGUGAAACUCGCCAGCUUUUGAAGGACAUUCAGGGUUAUUGCAAACCUGGAACCUUGACUGCAUUGAUGGGUGAAUCUGGUGCCGGAAAAACAACUCUUUUGAAUGUUUUGUCCCGCAGAAUUGAUAUGGGUGUGAUCACGGGUGAUAUGUUGGUUGACGGAAAGCCAAUUGAUCACUCCUUUGAGCGUCGUACUGGAUAUGUUCAGCAGCAAGAUUUACACAUUUCCGAGUUGACUGUUCGUGAAUCACUCCAGUUUGCUGCUAGAAUGAGAAGACCAGUCUCAGUUUCCGAGGAAGAAAAGAUGGAAUACGUUGAAAAGAUCAUUGAUAUUUUGGAGAUGGGUCCAUAUUCUGAUGCUCUCGUUGGUGAUUCUGGUAGUGGUCUAAAUGUUGAACAACGUAAGAAGCUUUCCGUUGGUGUUGAGCUGGUUGCAAAACCUUCGUUGUUACUCUUUUUGGAUGAACCCACCUCUGGUCUUGAUUCUCAGUCUGCUUGGGCUAUCAUUCAGGUCAUUCGAAGCCUCGCCAAUGCUGGUCAAGCUAUCUUGUGUACUAUUCAUCAACCUUCAGCUACUUUGAUCGAGGAGUUUGAUAGACUAUUGCUAUUGAGAAAGGGAGGUGAAACUGUCUAUUUCGGUGAAAUUGGAAAGAGCUCCAGAAUCAUGCUGGACUACUUUGAAGGUCAAGGCGCACGUAAGUGUGAGAUAGAGGAAAAUCCUGCAGAAUACAUUUUGGAAGUCAUUGGAGCCGGAGCUACAGCAAGUGCUGCACAGAACUGGCACGAAGUGUGGAAAGCCUCUCCAGAAUUUGAAAAGGUGUCACACGAAAUCAGCAGUUUAAUUGAACAGUCUUCACACAAGCCUUCUGUUGCCGUGAAUAAGGAGAUGCAAGGAACUUUUGCAACUCCUUAUUUUUAUCAAUUGAAGAAUGUCCUUUGGAGAACAAGCCUUCAGUUCUGGAGAGACAUAGAUUAUUUUAUGGGCAAAAUGAACCUCGUGAUAAUCACUGGACUUUUUGUUGGUUUCAGUUUCUGGGAUCUAAAGCAUACCGUUGUUGGAAUGCAAAACGGUCUUUUCGCUACGUUUUUGUGUCUCAUUUUGAGUGCGCCUCUUUCAUCUCAAAUUCAGGAUAAGGCGAUUGCAAGCAGAGAACUUUACGAAGUUAGAGAGUCCAAGUCGAACACUUUCCACUGGUCGGCAUUGCUCAUCUCUCAAGUGAUUAUGGAGAUUCCUUUUAGUAUUCUUGCGUCUACUCUGUUUUUCGUGUGCUUCUACUUUCCGUUGAAAUCUGUUUCCACAGAUGCAGAGACUGCUGGGUAUUUCUGGCUUACCUAUUGUAUCUUCUUCCAGCUCUAUUACAUCACGUUUUCCCUCUGUGUUCUCUACUUUUCGCCUGAUUUGCCAACAGCCAAUUUGCUCUAUGCGAUGCUCUUCUCGUUUGUUGUGGCCUUCUGUUCCGUCACUCAACCACAACGUCUUGCUCCCGGAUUUUGGAAGUUCAUGUAUGACGCCUCACCAUUCACCUAUUUUGUCCAGAGUUUACUUGUCACAGUUCUUCACAACCGCAAAGUUCAUUGCAAACAAUCGGAGCUCGCCAUUUUUGACCCACCUUCGGGACAAACUUGUGAGGAAUGGGCUGGUGCUUUUAUGGAGACUGCCGCUGGUUAUCUAACCAAUGGAAGUGCCACCGAGAACUGUGGAUAUUGUGAGUACUCUGUUGCCGAUGAAUACCUGGAGACGCUCAACAUCAGGUACUCGGAGAAAUGGAGAAACGUGGGAUUUUUCUGUUGCUACAUUGUUUUCAACCUUUUUGCCAUGUUUGGCCUUUACUGGCUCUUCAGAGUUCACAAAUCGUCAUUGGUCGGCUCGUUGAUCAAGAAGCUGACUGAAAAGAAGAAGAACUAA